UUGGCACUCUACUGGCCAUGAGCGUAACUGAAAACUACGAUACCCAUAAUGCACUGCGCGCUUUGGGAAAAAAGUUGAAAGGUCACAGAGCGAAACCGGUUAGUGAAUGACAGCGUGAGCGCAGAGUCAAUGAAGUACCUCACAUGGCUGGUCGACUACUGAAAGUAUCAUCUGUUGCCACUGCAGUGUUCGCAUCAACAGGGUUCUACCUGUACAACAAAAAUGUUGAUCUCAAUGACCUCAGCAUCAUUAGAUUUGGGAGGGCAGCUGCUGUGACAGCUGUUAUUAGUUAUGACUACCUCACGGCUCUCAAAAAUCUACAGUAUGGCACAGAAGAGUACUGGGCUGUCAAAUCAAAGCUUCACAGGCGCUCUGCAGAGAGACUCAGGGAGUUGUGUUGUGCUAACAGAGGCACCUUCAUUAAAAUGGGCCAGCACCUGGGAGCCCUGGAUUAUCUCUUACCUGAAGAGUACACCAGCACGCUGAAGGUCCUUCACAGCAGAGCUCCUCAGAGCUCUAUGGAGGAAAUCAAGCAGGUCAUUCGGGAAGACUUGGGAAAAGAGCUUGGUGAGCUUUUUAUUCAGUUUGAAGAGAAGCCCCAGGGUGCCGCCUCCCUAGCUCAGGUCCACAGAGCUGUACUUUCGGACGGCAGGACCGUUGCAGUGAAGGUGCAACAUCCCAAGGUCCAGCAGCAAAGCUCCAAGGACAUUGUUGUGAUGGAGUUCCUCCUGCAGGUUGUCCAAUGGUUGUUUCCAGACUUUGCUUUUAUGUGGCUGGUGGAGGAGGCUAAGAAGAACAUGCCUCUAGAGCUGGACUUCCUCAAUGAAGGCCGAAACGCAGAGAAAGUAGCAGAGAUGCUCAAACGGUUCGACUUUCUGAAGAUCCCAAAGAUUUACUGGGAACUAUCCACCAAGCGCAUUCUUACCAUGGACUUUGAGGAGGGCGGUCAGGUCAACGAUCGAGAAUAUAUGAGAAAACAUGGUAUCAACGUCAAUGAGAUUUCCCAGAACCUGGGCAAGAUAUUCAGUGAGAUGAUAUUCGUCAAUGGUUUUGUGCACUGUGAUCCCCACCCUGGGAACGUGUUGGUCCGAAAGGGUCCUGAGAGCAACAAGACAGAAAUUGUGUUACUCGAUCAUGGUCUGUAUCAGGUGCUGAACCAGGACUUCAGGCUCAACUACUGCAAGCUGUGGCAGAGUUUGAUAAGAGGAGAUAUGAAGGGCAUUGAGCGUUACAGCAGGCAGCUGGGUGCAGGCGAUCUCUACCCUCUUUUUGCAUGCAUCCUUACCGGCCGCUCCUGGAAGUCAGUCAACACCGGCAUCAGUCAGACCCCUGUCACUCAAUCUGAGGAUGUGGAGAUCCGUACAAAUGCGGCACAGUACCUCCCUCAGAUCAGUGAGCUUCUGAACAGGGUUCCCCGGCAGAUGCUGCUGCUCAUGAAGACCACUGACCUGCUGAGAGGCAUCGAGACCACCCUGCAGACCAGAGCCAGCUCCAGCUCCUUUAUCAACAUGUCCCGCUGCUGCACCCGUGCCAUUGCCAGGCACAAGAUGAGUAAAACCAAGUCCGGGACCAGGCGACUGCAGAUCUCACUGUCUGAACAUUGGGCUCUCUGCCAAAUAGGCCUGUAUGAACUUAUGUUGUGGCUCCGCAGCUCUGCUCUGGCCAGAUGGGUCUACUAUCUCCUCGGCUGCUUGCCGUACCCAAACUGAGACACGGGUGUCAGGCUAUGUAACCCAGGCCAGCCCCUUGUGAACCAAACAGUGAUCCUAGCACUGAACUCAGGACACAGCCAAAUGCAUUGGAUGUUUUUAUUAAUGAUUCUCAGUUGUGUGUCUUACAUAGUGUCAAAUGGAAUAAAUGUAUUUUAAAGUCAUUUUAGUAAUGCACAGACAUAAGGUCAGUGCAAGGUCAUGUGAUUACCCUUAUGAAAAUUAACCAUGGUUUUAUUCCAGUUGGUCACUAUACACCAUUAGGAGAUAUAUAUAUAUAUAUAUAUAUAUAUAUAUAUAUAUAUAUAUAUAUAUAUAUAUAGCCAGCGGUAAUCAAUAUACCAAAAAAAUCAUGGUUUGUUUUUGUAAAGGCAAUAUGUAUUAGUGCCAGUGCUUACUGCAUGUUUAACUUUCAGUUAUUUGUAUUAUUUCGCAGGUACUGUAUGUACAGUAAAUAUACAUUGUGCAAAAUCCAGACAUGUGAAAUCAGCAUUGAGCUGCCUUGUUUAUCUUCUCUAGAUGUUACCUCUUCACAGAUUUAAUGUAAAAUCCUUUUCGCAAUCUGUUUUCACAUUCCUUUGGAUUUUCCUCUUCCGUUCUGUUGAAGAAUAUUUUAACAAUUCAUAACAGUUUAUGAACAACA
This is a messenger RNA of Misgurnus anguillicaudatus (oriental weatherfish), 2352 nucleotides long. RefSeq names its product aarF domain containing kinase 1 (gene adck1). Gene Ontology annotation, cellular component: mitochondrial inner membrane. The record is from RefSeq and is a predicted model, not a curated record. Gene Ontology annotation, biological process: mitochondrion organization; lipid homeostasis. Lineage: Eukaryota; Metazoa; Chordata; Actinopteri; Cypriniformes; Cobitidae.